AUGCGUGGAGAGGAGGGAAGAGAGAGAGAGAGGGGGGGGGAAGAGAGGUGGGGAGAUAUAGAGGCAGACAGGUCACUAUACUUGCCACGCACUGUUGAUUUUUGUCCACACCCGACUCCAUAUAAAGUCCUCGGUCAUUUCCCUCCCAAAAAAACCAUCGUCAUGGCCCCAAAUAUCCUUUCGAAGAUGUUCAAACGCAAGAAAGAGAAGCCCCCGGGUAAUCCACCGAAGGAAUGGUCACCAAAUGCAAUAGGAAUCUCUGAUUCCACUUGCGAGAUCAACGGCGAUAUAUUCAAUCCGUGGAAACUCCCUGUACCUCUACCCCAAUACCAUAUAGGCAAGAUUGGCGCUCGGCGACGCAGUCCGCAAAACCAGAGUGGUUUCUUUCGGCUACCGAAUGAGAUAAGAAGGAUGAUAUACCUCGAGCUCAUGGGCGACCGACGAGUACAUAUUCGACAUGUCUGGAAGGAACCUUCGUCGUUCGUGCCGAAGCCAAAACGCAAGGGGCCUCGAUGGGACUGGUGGCAUUGCGUUUGUGGUAAAUCCAAUAGGUUUCCAAAGGACCUCAAUUUCGAUUCUUGUGGAGACUGGAGAGAUGAGGCGGCCGAGGAGACGAAAGAGCUGAAGAUCAAGGGCGUGGAAUGGUUGAGGAGUUGUCAAAUUGGCUAUGAGGAAGCAUUGCAGGUUCUUUACGGGACAAACGUCUUUGCAAUGAAGAAAGCACUGAAUGCUCCUUUUCUUAUUUCGAAAAAAAUCUCACCUCGAUGUACAACGCAGAUGACCUCGAUGGAUAUCUCUAUUCCGACCUCCUUCCCGUGUCCGCAAAGCACCGAAGAUAAUUAUAUGACGACAUACUGUGCCCUUUUCGAUUUACUUCUUGACGCAUUUCGCGGUGUACAUUUCUUGCGAUUGGAGCUCCGCAUGCCGCCAUUUGAUCAAUUUGUCGAGUUCUUCAAUGAGGAGCGGACGAAGGCCAUUCUUGACCCAAUGGAUCAACUAUCGAAAAGCCGAUCUUGGACCAAGCUACAACUUUGCGUCCCGUGCGAUUGGUACACGCAUUUUGAUAAGUCCAAAGAAACGAUGGCUUGGCAAGCUGAAUGGCAACUCACGGAAACUGAAUGGUCUCAGCAAUUACUAUCUGUUUGUAUUGGCAUGACCUAG
Molecule: messenger RNA, 1161 nt
Organism: Penicillium salamii
Lineage: Eukaryota; Fungi; Ascomycota; Eurotiomycetes; Eurotiales; Aspergillaceae
Source: the annotation of a GenBank genome assembly